Molecule: messenger RNA, 1799 nt
Organism: Spinacia oleracea (spinach)
Lineage: Eukaryota; Viridiplantae; Streptophyta; Magnoliopsida; Caryophyllales; Amaranthaceae
Product: flotillin-like protein 3
Exons: 3
Coding region: 93-1580 (495 amino acids)
Cellular component (GO): plasma membrane; plasma membrane raft
Source: RefSeq, a predicted model, not a curated record
AACUCCUAUCAACACAUUUCUCCACCCUUCUUCAUAAACACUCCCACACAAAACACAAUCUUCAAAAAAGAAUCAAAAUCUUUUCUGCAACAAUGAUAAUCCCAGUAUACAAAGUUGCAGGACCAUCAGAAUACCUCGCCAUAACCGGCUGGAACAUCGCCGACAUUAAACUCGCCAAAAAAGCCCUAAUUCUCCCCGGCCAACGCCAAGUUCGGGUCAAUGUCUCACCGGUAAACUACACCUUCAAUGUCCAAGCAAUGAGCGCCGAGAAACUCCCGUUCGUACUUCCGGCCGUCUUCACCAUCGGCCCUCGUGUCGACGACCAUGACAGCCUCAUCCUCUACGCUAAACUCAUGGCACCUCAUGAUAUGUCCUCGAAUCAUGUGCAUGAACUUGUACAGGGGAUUAUCGAAGGUGAAACCAGAGUUCUUGCUGCUACUAUGACUAUGGAGGAUGUUUUUAAGGGUACUAAGGAGUUUAAGAAGGAGGUUUUUGAUAAGGUUCAGUUGGAAUUGAAUCAAUUUGGGUUAAUCAUUUAUAAUGCUAAUAUUAAACAACUUGUUGAUGUUCCUGGUCAUGAGUAUUUUUCUUACUUGGGUCAGAAGACUCAGAUGGAAGCUGCUAAUCAGGCUAAGGUGGAUGUUGCAGAGGCCCAGAUGAAGGGUGAAACAGGAGCAAAGCUAAGGCAAGGACAAACAGCACAAAAUGCAGCAAAAAUUGAUGCAGAAACCAAGAUCAUAGCAACACAAAGGGAUGGAGAAGGCAAAAAGGAAGAGGUCAAAAUAAGGAGUGAGGUUAAGAUAUUUGAGAAUCAAAAGGAGGCUGAUGUUGCAAAAGCAAGUGCUGAAUUGGCUGCUCAAAAGGCCGGGUGGUCCAGGGCGGCUCAACUGGCUGAGGUUGAGGCUAAGCAGGCUGUUUCGAUUCGAGAGGCCGAGUUGCAGGUCGAGGUGGAGAAGAAGAAUGCUCUUACAAGGACUGAAAAACUUAGGGCUGAUCUUCUCAGUAAAGCUACUGUUGAAUAUGAUAUUAAGGUGCAAGAAGCAAACAGGAACCUAUACAACAACCAAAGAGAAGCUGAUGCAAGUCUAUACAAGAAGCAGAAACAAGCUGAAGCAGAAAAGGCAUCAGCAGAUGCAGCCUUCUACACUCGACAGCAAGCAGCUGAUGCAGAACUCUAUGGGAAGAAGAAAGAGUCUGAAGGAAUCAUAGCCCUCGCUAAUGCACAAGGAUAUUACCUUAAUACCCUUUUAAAGUCCCUUCAUGGAGACUAUGCUGCAUUGAGGGAUUACAUGAUGAUUAAUUCUGGAAUGUUCCAAGAAAUGGGGAGGAUUAAUGCUCAAGCUGUACAAGGUUUGCAGCCAAAGAUAAGUAUUUGGUCAUCCGGGUCUGCAACCGGGCCCAACUUGGACGGCGGAAGUGGGUCUGGUGGGUCCAUGAAAAGUAUUGCAGAGGUCUAUAGCAUGUUGCCACCAUUGAUGAAGACGGUUCAUGAACAAACUGGGAUGCUUCCACCUGCUUGGCUUGGCACUUUGACUGAUACUAAUGGUGAUGGUACUUCAGAUGUUGCAGUUGCUAAGUGAAGUGAAGUGUGACUAUUUGAUAAACUGAUUAAUGCUUGAUUUGAUAUGCAGAAGUGUUUAUAUCUAUUUUUUUUUUUUUUUUUUUUUUUUUUGUCACUGAUUAGAUUUUAGGUAAUUGGAGUUGGAGCAUGGUUAAUGCUGCUAAACACGUAUUAAUACUCUUUUGUUGGGGAUUUUUAUGCAUGUUUUUAAAUGAACCUGCAAUCGUUUUAUGAGCUA